Molecule: messenger RNA, 564 nt
Organism: Parnassius apollo (apollo)
Lineage: Eukaryota; Metazoa; Arthropoda; Insecta; Lepidoptera; Papilionidae
Source: the annotation of a GenBank genome assembly
AUGAAGUUCCUGUUAUUAAUUGCCGCUGUCUUCGCUUUGGCCGUUGCCGGCCCCACAAAACGGGAUUUAGUCCAACCUGUCGCCGCUGGUCCUGCACCUGUCAUCGACUUGGAUCAACUGGAACCCAUUGCUAUUGGCCCCGCCGUCAUCGACAACUUUGAACCUAUCGCCAUUGGACCUGCUCUCGUUGACGAUUUCGAGCCCGUUGCUAUUGGACCAGCUAUCGUGAAUCCCGCUCCGGUUAGCCCCUCUGCCAGCGCUCCUCUGGUUCAAAUCGUCCUGAACAUUAAAUCGACUUCUGAUGUUGCAGGAUCUCCCGUUGCAAUUGAUACUAUCCCCUACCCCGAACCCACUCCCGUCCAGGUGAUUGAUGAAGCCGUUAUCCCUGACCCAGUUAUUGUCGUAGACAAGCCCAUUGUCCCUGAACCCGUUAUCGUUGUGGACAACCCUAUUAUUCCUGAGCCCGUCACAGUCAUUGAAGAAGCGGCAGCUCCUGAAGGUGUUAUCGUCGCUGCACCCAUAAUCCCCGCUCCUGCUAUUGUACUUCCUGAAAUCUUAAACUAA